AUGGAGAUGGAAGUUGUUGUAGUCGUUGAAGUCCAGAUGGAUGAGGUAAUGAUGGACAUAGAUGAAGAACCACUGCUACAGGAGGAAGUGGUACAAGGUGACAUUGAGUUUGUCGAUGUACUGCCUGCUGACGCAGAGGCAGUAUUUGAAUUCAGGGAUAUAUUCGACGUUUUACUACCAGACAUCGAUGAGGAGUUCAUGCCGAUUCCCCCGAGAAUGCCCAUCAGAGACCGUCCGGCUGGCAUUCAUCACGAACUUCCAGAGCGUCAUAACAUAGGGCAAUUGGAUGCAAUCUGCACGCAUUGUGGUGCACGUCACUUCUCAUGCGAGCGUACACUCACGAAUCAUCAUUUUACAACAUGUUGUAAUAAUGGUCAAAUGGCCGUUACAGGAGAACGUGUGCUGGGUCAACCACCUGAGUUAUUAAUUCGUUUGUUAGUUGAUGAUUCGCAGGUAGCUAAACAUUUUAGGAAAGAAAUCCGCCGGUACAACAACACUCUGGCAUUUGCUGCGUUCUCCACUGACCUUAACCCAGGACGUUUGCCAGGUCGUGGACCGAGAGUGUUCACCGUUCACGGGCAGGUGUACCGCAGGAUUUGCAAUGACGUUGUCAAAAAUGAGCUGAUGCAACCGAGAUACUGUGAGUUGUAUUUCAUUGAAUCCGGGGCAGCCAACCAGAUCCGCAUGGCACAACAGCCACGCCAACGACCACUAAUAGAAGACUUGCUUGCAGACUUAGAUAAUCUGUUACGGCAAAACAAUCCAUUCGCAGUGGCUUUCGAAAACAUGCGACAAGUAUGGCAGAGGGAACAAGAUGCUGCUGCUGCCAAUCCCAUGUUGCAACCGAGGAGGGUGACCAUGCACAUCGUCGCCGACCCAAACAACGACCCCCGGCGAUACAAUCAACCAGCUGCUCAUGUGAAUGAGGUAGCAGUUGUCUUUGUUGGUGAAGAUGGUCUGCCACCAGGGAACCUCGAUCUGGUCAUCUACGACUCAAACCCAGUUGAUCCAAAUCACCGGAUGCAAAACAUUUCAGCAGGCUCAUCUCACGCAGAUCCAAUGCUAUAUCCCCUUUUUUUCCCGUACGGGGAAACCGGUUGGCAUUACAACCUGCUACAAGAAGGCAACCGCCGGAACACUAUCAGGGAGUUUGUGUGUUACCGUCUGGCCAUUAGAUACACUGGAACCAAUAGCAAUGGGAAUGAAGGCCAUACAUUUAGUUUAAUACAUGCAGGUGGUUUUUUAUUACAGCAGUACAUGUGUGAUCAGUACAUUCGGAUGGAAGCGAACAAUCUGCGCUACACUCGAGAGAAUCGGCCCUGUUGGACGCAGGACCAUUCUACCAUCAACGUUUGUAGGUGGCCUUUGGUACAUGAAACAAUGUUACCAAGACGCAAUGGCCAUUGUGCGUAA
Molecule: messenger RNA, 1413 nt
Organism: Rhopalosiphum padi (bird cherry-oat aphid)
Lineage: Eukaryota; Metazoa; Arthropoda; Insecta; Hemiptera; Aphididae
Exons: 3
Coding region: 1-1413 (470 amino acids)
Source: RefSeq, a predicted model, not a curated record